Messenger RNA from Diospyros lotus (date-plum), 2353 nucleotides. Its product is annotated as protein BPS1, chloroplastic-like. The coding region runs from base 972 to 2132 and encodes 386 amino acids. Lineage: Eukaryota; Viridiplantae; Streptophyta; Magnoliopsida; Ericales; Ebenaceae. The transcript is spliced from 5 exons. Gene Ontology annotation, biological process: root development; shoot system development. The record is from RefSeq and is a predicted model, not a curated record.
CUCUCUAGGGUUCCAAUUCCAAAUUCCACUACAGUUAGUUGGGGUUUGUACCGCAAUUUCGAUUGUCUUCCUUCCGGCAGACAUGUUUAGAUCUGGGUUUUGUGGUUACAUGGUUGUGUAUGCUUCAUGUUUUGCAACGGGUUGACGAAGAAAAUGCUUCAGCUUGGAUGAGAAGUGUGAGAUGGCAUCCAUUUAAAUUUCGUAGCAAUUUUUUGAUUUUUUUUGUUUAUUACUCUUGUUUUGCUCAUGUAUAGAGGGAUAUUCGGCUUGAAUCAGUUCAGUCAAGAAAUUUACUGCGGUUCAGGGAUCAUAAGCCGUGAUACUGAGGGAAAUUUGAUUUCGAGGAUCAGCUUCUUUGUUAUUCCCCCCUCCGUGGCCAUAGGCAGUAUAAUAAUGCUGGAAAUUUGUGGGGUUAGCUCUGUUUUCUCCCCAUGGAGUUGUGCGCGUCAUUUGGUACCUCAGUUGAAACUGAAGAGAGUUAUGUUUAAGGUUAUGAAAUCACAGAAUAACGUUAUUCAAAAAAUAAAUAAAAAAUUGAAGCUGUAUCCACUUUUCAUAUGAGAUGUAAUUUCAGGAUUCUUAUUUGGGGCAUGCGUUUUCUAUUAUUUGUCAUGAUUGCUUGUGGCUGGCAUGAGCUCAAUUAUUAUGGGUCACAUCAUCAGAUUAUGCAAACAGCUUAUUUGCAAAGGAAGAGUAAGGCUGCAUAUGAUAUGACCUACUCCCCACCUUUGCAAAGCAAGGCCUCUCGUGCACUGGGGACGUCAUUGUUAGUUGAAUACAAAGUGCCGAAGCACAUGAUGGGUCGCAUCUUUGUAUUUAAGCUUGCUUCACUGGAGUUUAGCAUAGAUGGAUUUUGGAAUUGAUUUUUUCUUGGAGAUGCUGCUACUUGCAGCAUAUAUGAAUGUCUGAUUAUUUAUGUUGCAGGAACAUAUGAUUAUUGAUGCUCGCCUGACAUCAGAUUGUAUAUCAAAAUGAGUCGUCCACAGGAUCCACAUCGGCCUUUCUUCCCGUUUGGAAAUCCGUUCAAAAUGAUGCUACCUAAGGGUUCAUAUCUGUCUCCGAGGCUUAUUGCGCUAUUAAGCAAUUUUGAGGAAGCCUUAGCAGAGCGAUUUAAGAAGCUUAACCCAAAAGACGGGGAGGAUCUCCUUAGCUUAUCCUGGAUGAGAUCUGCUGUGGAGUUGCUAUGUCAAACCCACAUUGACAUAAAAACCAUUAUUACAGAGCUUGAACUUCCAGUGCAUAAAUGGGAUGACAAAUGGAUUGAUGUGUACUUGGACGACAGUGUUAAGCUACUUGAUAUUUGUAUUAUUUUCAGUUCUGAGCUCUCACGCCUCAAUCAGGGCCAUCUCUUUCUUCACUUGGCCCUACACUACUUGGAUGCUUCCUCCUCAAGCCAGUUUGUAAAGGCUUAUUCUUCACUUGAUGGCUGGAAGAAGCACAUUAGUUCCAAGAAUCCCAGGCUUGAGAAUUGUUUUACCAUCUUGCAGAGUCUUGCUGAGGCGCUUAACCUGCCCAAGGUCAAGAAAUCGGCCAAAGGGAAGGUUUUAGUGCAAGCCAUGUACGGUGUUAAAGUGCUGACUUUGUUUAUCUGUAGCAUUUUAGCUGCUGCAUUUUCAGGUUCUGCCAAUAAGCUAGUGGAUUUACAGGUCCAAGGAACAUGCCGGUGGGCAAAAGCGUAUGUGGAUGUGCAGGCUUAUGUAAAUGAGGAGAUGAGGAAUAUAUUAUCUAGUGGAAGAGUUACGCCAGUGAAAGAGAUUGAAGCAGCCGAAAUAAGUGUGAAGCAGCUGUGCCCCAUGGUGAAGGACGGGGUGGAUCCGACCCAAGCCGAAACCCUCCAAAAUUCUAUUUCCGAAAUAGGAAAGAGGGCAGAGAAACUUUCAGAAGGACUGGGUGAUCUUGCUAAUCAAGUGGAUAGCUUCUUUCAAAUUGUUCUGACUGGACGAGAUGCUUUGCUUUAUAUUCUUAGAGCAGGCAGUAGUUUCCCUGAUCCAAUGCAGAAGACCAACAAAGUAGAAGUGCCUGCAAUGCAGAAGGCCAACAAGGUAGAAGGGCCAGCAAUGCAGAAGACUAACAAGGUAGAAGGGCCAGCAAUGCAGAAGACUAACAAGGUAGAAGGGCAGGCGGCGAGGUAAACCCAUGGCUCUACUGUUAUUGUACUCUAUAUGUACAAGUGAUACAGAUCGUUGUGAGGUUUGGACCAAUGAUGUAGAUCUGUUUUAGCUUUCUAUGUACUGCCAAUCAUGUAUAUAUAUAUAUAGGUUUGUAUUUUGUGCAGAAUUUAAUUCUAAAUGCCGAAUUUGCACCCGAAUGUAUUCAUCAUUUCCCGUUCUUUUACUUCAUGUCAUUUGGGAGA